AUGGGUGAACCCAAAGAUAACGGUGAUCUCGUCUCACGUCAAGCGAAACUUUCCAAAGCUCUCUCAGCCGCUUAUCUGAACCAUCAGAUCAAAGAGCUUGAAUCGAAAGUGAAUGCAGUCAAUCUCACCCCGCCUCUCUCUCGAUCCCCGAACGGCGAACCACAUCGCCCAAGGGAGAAUGGAAGGGCCGAAGAGAGAGACCCAAAUGAUGAUCUUGGUAGACCGGAUGAUCUGGAAGAUCCCGCUCAUGAUGAAUCAAAUGACGAAUGGAGGGUAGUAGUAGUUGAUGUGUCUGCUUUGAUGUGGGCUAAAAAUGCUGUAAAGAGGUUGGUCGGCAAGGGAUGGGAAUUGAUCGUUCCUCUCGAAGCCAUUCGGACACUUGAUUUACUCAAGAAAGGUUCAUCUCCCUCAGCAGUAUCCGCCCGUCAAGCCGCUCGUUACAUCGAACAUGCAACUCGAUUCCAUACACUGUUAUCUUCCGACCCUUCCAUCACCGUUCAGUCAGGGACGAACUACAAGAAAGGUCGAGGAUUGCGUAUCCAGCGUGAAGAUGAGGUCUUACCUGUAACCUCGAUGAUCGACGAGUUGGCUUUACCACCCAUGGACGGUCAAGGGAAUUUACCCAUCUGGAUCAAGAAGGUUUUCAGCUGCGUGGCGUAUUUCAAGAGAAUUAUGGAUAAGGAGUAUCAACUACUUCAAGAUGAAUAUGAACGAGGGAGAGAGGUGGAGAGAGGAUCGAUAUUGUAUGUUGGGAAUCCACCUGUCUUUGUCGAAGUGGAACAAAAUACAAUAAAUCAGCCUACCCCUACCGGCACGGGAGUGAAGGAAGAUUAUACGUCUAGAGCAGAUGGGCAUAUCGUCUUGGAAGAAGCUGCAAGAUUCGAUUUGACAUUGGAAGUUCUGAGAGAUGAUGAUCAUGAAGUCGAAGCGUCAGGAUUGACCAAAUCAUCUAGAUCAGGAAACGAUCGAAGAGAUGGUAGGAACAGGAACAGAAAUAAGGACAAGGACAAUAGUAGUAGAGAUAAAGAUGGACAGAGGAAAAAGAAGGAACAGUCUCGAGAACCUGUAAAGGAAGUUAAAAUUCUACUCAGACGUCCACCUUCUUUAUCAGGAGAUGAUAACCAUCCUUCACCUGAAAGUGGUAAAUCGACUUUACCUACACAUAGUGGUAAUGGGAAUAGUCCAGCCAUACCUGGUCCACAGCUCAAACCUAGAAUCGAACCUACACCAGGACAAAUUUCACUCAUGGCUAGACCUCCUGUACCAACUUCUCCCAGAGGGAUUGCACCUCCGCCUCGUGGCUUUAGACCCCCUCCGCCAGGUAUACUGCCUGCACCACGUCCUCUGAUGGGAAUGCGUCCUCCUCGACAUGAACCGUCCAACGGUCAUCGACUGCCUCCUACUCAAGGAAGGGACGGAGGUAGGAACAGAGGAGGUCAAAGAUCCAAGCCCAACAAUAGUAACGAAUUCACUUUGCUUCAAAGACCCGGAUCUCUCGUUCGACCGCCUCCUCCUACUCCUCCCUCGGCACCACCAGGCUCAAUGGCCAGGAUCGACGCUCCUUUACACCGAGCUGACAUGGGAAUGAGAAGUGGGCGAAUCGAAGGUGGAGUAGGGAGAGGUGGCGGUGGAAGAGAAGAACCGAAAGUGGUGCUCUUACGAAGGCCAGGAUAA
Kwoniella mangroviensis CBS 8507 is the source of this 1674-nucleotide messenger RNA. RefSeq lists its product as uncharacterized. The transcript has 3 exons. Lineage: Eukaryota; Fungi; Basidiomycota; Tremellomycetes; Tremellales; Cryptococcaceae. Bases 1 to 1674 code for a protein of 557 amino acids. The record is from RefSeq and is a predicted model, not a curated record.